Coregonus sp. 'balchen' is the source of this 2158-nucleotide messenger RNA. The record is from the annotation of a GenBank genome assembly. NCBI's taxonomy places the organism in Eukaryota, Metazoa, Chordata, Actinopteri, Salmoniformes, Salmonidae.
CUCGUCUUGUAGCUAGCUUGCUAGCUAGUUGACAACAAUGGGCGAUAGUGAGCAGGUAGAGUGGAAGUUUAUGAAAUUAUACCUUACCGAUAUUGUAAAAACUAUUUCGGAUAUAUCUGGAACACGGAGGUCGAAAGGAAGUAGGUAGCAUGCUUGUUUAUCUACAAAAUGUUAACGUUAUAAGCUAGCUAUUAGCUGCUUUAUGUUUCAGCAAAUGCAGAAUCAUCAGGCAAGCAACCGCCCUUCAUCCAAGCAGGCAAGGUCUGCAAGUAGGGUUUUUGAAUUUACACUGCAGCAUCUAGCAGCGCGAGCUAAUACCUGAGAACAGCACAGAAGCAUAGGCUAUCUGGCAAUGAGAAAUAAUCCAACCUUUUGAUUCGCUGCGAACACAUCUAGUCAACCUUAGUUGGGCCUAAAUUAAUACAUAAUAACUUAAUUGGGGAUUGUUGUUACAAACUGUUUCUGUAUAAUUAUCCUUGGAAAACCUAAUUAGAAAUACAACAUAUUUAGUCCAUAGAAACUACAUUUUGUAUUUUAUUCUACUCUACACUGCAAAAUGACAGCAUAAUGCUCUCUCCACCAUGCAGUUUACACUCAUAUUUAAUAAUAUCUUCAAUAACAAUUAUUGAAUAUAUUCUUAUGGACAUGUUUUAUACAACUUUGUAAAACCUGUAUUGAUAGAGAUGUUCCAGAAAUAAUCUUAGAAUGAUAAAUGUUUUUUUACAACUUUGGAAUUAUAAAAAUUAAGUAAAAAACGAAUGUAACCCCACCCCUCUGUUUCCCACAGAACCCGUUGCCUAUCAUGAAGAACAACAGCCGGAGGUGGCCAAUUCUCAAAGCUCUGAGAGUCAGCUGAGAACUCCCCAGAGAAACUUCCUGAGGCAAAGUCCCAGGACGCAUUCUAAUGUCCUAAAAGGAGAAGUGAGGGGCAUUUCUCCCGUGUCUGGUUCUGGGGAGGAGAGCGACAAGGAGGCCUCCCCACCAAAAAGGAGGACCAGAAUAAGCAGCUCCAAAAAGACAAGAACAAAGUCUCACUCAAAGGAUUAUGAUGAAUGUUCUGGGUCUGAGCCUGACGAGCAGCCAGAAGAGAGCACAAAAAGAAAAAGUAAGCAUAGCAACUCAAAAAAGAAAAGGUCCAACAUUAGCUGCAAGGAGGAGGAUAAUGACAAUUUGUCAGAUGAACAAACUGUGGUGGCUUCCUCCAGAAAAGGGAGGAGGAAACGUAGUGACUUCAAUGUAUUUGAAGCAGAGACUGAAAAAUAUAAUACUGCGCCUGAGGUGGAGGAAGUUGUGGAGGAGGAGACUGAAGUGGCCUCUGCUUCUAAGAGGAGGAAACAGCGCACCCCCCAAAAAAAUAACUAAGCCUUGUGCAGAGGACAAAGCUAAAAGUGACCAUUAUGAGUUGGUAGAACAGACUGAAGAAACUCCCCCUAGAAAAAAACGUAGCAAGUCUAAAAAGGUAAGAGCCAGGACUACUACCUCUGAAAACGUGGUGGAAGUUGAAAGCGACCACUUCAAGAUGGAAAAACACGCUGCAGCUAAAGAGACUACCCUCAGAAAAAGACAGAGGAGGUCUAAGAUAUCUAAAAAGAAGCGAUCCAAGAGUCCUCCCAAGGAGGCCAGCGAAUCAAGCAAACAUGUUUCCAAGACUCGGCCUAAGGACUUGCAUGAAGAAGAGCGUGACCAAGAUGCCAAGACUCAGUCUAAGGACCUAAGUGAGGAGAGUGACCAAGACUUCCAGACGGAGCCUAAAGACUUAAGUGAAGAGGAGUGGCACCGUUCUGACCAUUCAGAGGAGGAGACGGAACAGGAGGUGUUACCUGCAAAGAGAAAAAGAGGACCCAAGAGCAAGAAGACAGUGAAGUCAGAUUCUGAAAACGUCACUGUUAAAAAGCAAUGCGCCACGGGUUUGAAGGCACCCAGAAUAAGAUUCAGACCACCUAUAGAGAAAAGGAUAAGGGUGAAAACACUUAAUAUUUGCAGUUUCUGUGAAAAGGUCCUGCCAAACAGGGCUGCGCUGAGUAGGCACCUUCAGCGUCACACAGGGGAGAAGCCUUACCACUGUGAAGAGUGUGGCAAAGACUACGGCAGCAAAACCACCCUGAAGAUUCACAACAUGCAGGUUCACCACAAGGGGACAAAGGACUUCAUAUGCAAU